Messenger RNA from Penaeus monodon (black tiger shrimp), 298 nucleotides. RefSeq names its product molt-inhibiting hormone-like. Gene Ontology annotation, cellular component: extracellular region. Lineage: Eukaryota; Metazoa; Arthropoda; Malacostraca; Decapoda; Penaeidae. The record is from RefSeq and is a predicted model, not a curated record. Gene Ontology annotation, molecular function: neuropeptide hormone activity. Gene Ontology annotation, biological process: circadian rhythm.
CACGUGGGGCAGAAUGGAGGUUUAACGAGCGAACGUCUCGUAUAAAAGGUCUGCGAGCGAGCUACCCCCACACAGCUCCACAGGCAGCGGUCCCCUGCUACAUACUUCAAGCAUAUCUGCAAGCAAUGAAAACAUGGCUGCUAUUAGCGACUCUGGCGGUGGGAGCGAGCUUAGCUAACAUCCUGGACAGCAAAUGCAGGGGUGCAAUGGGUAAUCGGGAUAUGUACAACAAGGUGGAGCGUGUUUGCGAGGACUGCACCAAUAUCUACCGGUUACCACAGCUGGAUGGCUUGUGCAG